CUGGUCAACGUUGAAGACCGGGGAGUGAGCUGUCACUGAGAGGUGAUUCUCUCGAGUUCCCUCCCCCUCCCCGUUUCCAUGGCUUCCCCUCCGCCGUUUCUCCUCCUCCUCCUCCUCCUCCUCGCACUCUUCUCUCCACUCAACCCGCGCUCUCGAGCCGCGAAGCUGCCGUUCCACCCCGAGGACAUACUCCCUCUUCUGCCGAGGCAGCUCUCCUGGCCCCUACUCAACGCCCUUCGCCGUCCGGUGGACCUGUUGCCGACCUUCGUCGGCGCGGCUUCUGCCUCCAACGGCUCUCUGGAGUGGAAAGGAGCCUGCUUCUACGAGAGCACGGCUUGGAUGGAGUUCCACAACAAGACCGGGAGUGAGUUCGGCGGAGGCACGCUUCACAUCAAGGUCAGCAAAGCCCAUAGCUGGACAUGUAUGGAUAUUUAUGUCUUUGCAACCCCAUAUCGUGUGACAUGGGACUACUAUUUUUUAUCCCGUGAGCACACAUUCGAGUUUAAAGAGUGGGAAGGAAAAGCUGAGUUUGAAUAUGUGAAAAGUAGAGGAGUGUCAAUCUUUCUUAUGCAAGCUGGGAUGCUAGGGACCCUUCAAGCACUGUGGGACGUGUUUCCCUUGUUUUCAAAUAAUUGGUGGGGGGAGAAAUCUAACAUUGGUUUUCUCAAGAAGCAUAUGGGUGCUACAUUUGAGCAACGUCCCCAGCCCUGGGUUACAAACAUCAGCAUUGACGAUAUCCACACUGGAGAUUUCCUUGCAAUUUCAAAAAUUCGUGGGAGGUGGGGUGGUUUUGAGACUCUAGAGAAAUGGGUCAGUGGGGCAUAUGCUGGUCACACAGCUGUGUGCUUAAAGGAUUCUGAAGGAAAGCUAUGGGUUGGUGAAUCCGGACAUGAUAAUGAACAGGGGGAAGAUAUCAUUGCUGUGCUACCGUGGGAUGAAUGGUGGGAGUUUGAGCUUAACAAAGAUGACUCCAAUCCCCACAUUGCAUUGCUUCCGCUGCAUCCUGAUAUGCGAGCCAAAUUUAACGAGACUGCAGCAUGGGAGUAUGCACUGAGUAUGAAUGGGAAACCGUAUGGUUAUCACAACAUGCUCUUUAGCUGGAUAGACACUAUCGAUGCAAAUUAUCCACCGCCAUUGGACGCUCAUGUGGUUGCUUCUGUUAUGACAGUAUGGAACCAAAUACAACCAGCCUAUGCUGCGAACAUUUUGAAUGAAGCACUGAACAAGCGGCUAGGAACAGAGGGCUUGGAUCUUCCUGAGCUAUUAGUUGAAACUGAAACGAGGGGGUCGUCUUUUGCUGAACUGCUGACAAUUCCAGAGCAAGACGAUUGGGUGUACAGUGAUGGGAAGUCCGCCUCAUGUGUAGCUUUCGUUCUUGAAAUAUACAAAGCAGCAGGACUCUUUGAUCCAAUUUCUAGCUCCAUUCAAGUUACAGAGUUCACUAUAAAAGAUGCUUACUCGCUAAGGUUCUUCGAGAAUAAUUCAAGCCGCUUGCCUGAGUGGUGCAAUGAUGGGGAUGGCGUUGAACUUCCGUUCUGUCAAAUACGAGGUAGGUAUCGAAUGGAGCUGCCGGGAUACAAUACAGUGGACCCGUACCCUCAUAUGAAUGAGAUGUGUCCAUCAUUGCCGCCAAAGUAUUCCAGGCCAUCCGAUUGCUAGCACACAUUUCGUAUGAUGGGCAUAGAACUUUGUAUAUUGGUAGGCGAUUCCUUCAUAUUGUAGCUUAUAACUGCAUAUUUCUCUGGAGAAUGUGCCAUCUUACAUAGUAAUCAAAGAACCGUGGGCUGCAUGGAUUCAGAAA
Messenger RNA from Rhodamnia argentea, 1801 nucleotides. RefSeq lists its product as uncharacterized. The coding region runs from base 79 to 1659 and encodes 526 amino acids. The record is from RefSeq and is a predicted model, not a curated record. The transcript has 7 exons. Lineage: Eukaryota; Viridiplantae; Streptophyta; Magnoliopsida; Myrtales; Myrtaceae.